UUCUAUUUCAAUAAUUAUGGGUUGUUGUUCUAGUAAAGAAGAUCAUGACGAAGAUGAUGUUCGUGUACCAUUACUUGGCAAUGAAGUCACCAAUGACAAUCGAAUGAAUUAUCCACCUCAAGAAAAUAUUGACCACAAACAAGAACAAGAAUUUUGGAAAGAUGUCGUUGACCGAACAACUCAGAAUCUUAUUGAUAUAUCGAGUUCUCAAACUGAUCCACUACAAGAACAAGACAUUCAAGAACGAACAGAUAAAUAUCAUGAUUUACUUGGUCAAGUAGAUAGUGCCCAGACUUAUGGAAACAACCUGAAACCAUAUGGCAAUGGUAUCGAAAACAACUCUAGCAGUAGCAGUAGUAACAAUAGUGGUGGUCAAUCACUAACAUCCAACAUGACAGGUGCAGAUAUCUCUGCCAUUGAUACCAUGAUAUCUACAGCAAGGUCCAAUCAUACUUUAUCAGAAGAACAACAACAAUGGUUUGAUCAGGCUGUCCUUGAUAUCGAACAAGCUCUCAAGAAAAUCCAAGUCCAACCUGUAGGUGAUAUGGUCGUUCAUCUUACCAUGCCAGAUUCUACCUCUAUUUCAUCAUAUUAGUCUCCUCCUCUCUUAUUCUUUCUUCCUUAUCUAUCCACUUUUACAUAUGUAUUAUCCUACAUCAUCUUCUUUUCAACAUACAAUUGAUAUUAUAUUCCAGAUCAUCAUCUAUUCUUUCAUUUUUAUAUAUGAAAAUUUUUAUUAUCUAACUGAUAUCAUCAUACUCUUAUUCUUUUAUAGUUGCCCAAUAAUAAACUGUCUAUCAUAUUUUAUCAACAAA
Halteromyces radiatus is the source of this 815-nucleotide messenger RNA. RefSeq lists its product as uncharacterized. Bases 17 to 595 code for a protein of 192 amino acids. The record is from RefSeq and is a predicted model, not a curated record. Lineage: Eukaryota; Fungi; Mucoromycota; Mucoromycetes; Mucorales; Cunninghamellaceae. The transcript has 4 exons.